This is a messenger RNA of Suncus etruscus (white-toothed pygmy shrew), 1870 nucleotides long. It is a transcript of the gene E2F4, whose product is annotated as E2F transcription factor 4. Gene Ontology annotation, biological process: regulation of transcription by RNA polymerase II. The transcript has 10 exons. Gene Ontology annotation, cellular component: RNA polymerase II transcription regulator complex. NCBI's taxonomy places the organism in Eukaryota, Metazoa, Chordata, Mammalia, Eulipotyphla, Soricidae. The record is from RefSeq and is a predicted model, not a curated record. The coding region runs from base 1 to 1221 and encodes 406 amino acids. Gene Ontology annotation, molecular function: RNA polymerase II cis-regulatory region sequence-specific DNA binding; protein dimerization activity; DNA-binding transcription factor activity, RNA polymerase II-specific.
AUGGCAGAGGCCGGGCCACAGGCGCCGCCGCCCCCGGGGACCCCGAGCAGGCACGAGAAGAGCUUGGGGCUGCUCACCACCAAGUUCGUGUCGCUCCUGCAGGAGGCCAAGGACGGCGUGCUUGACCUCAAGCUGGCAGCUGACACGCUAGCCGUGCGCCAGAAGCGGAGGAUUUAUGACAUUACCAACGUGCUGGAGGGGAUCGGGCUGAUCGAGAAAAAAUCCAAAAACAGCAUCCAGUGGAAGGGUGUAGGGCCUGGCUGCAAUACCCGGGAAAUCGCCGACAAGCUGAUUGAGUUGAAGGAAGAGAUCAAGGAGCUGCAGCAGCGGGAACGCGAGCUGGAUCAGCACAAGGUGUGGGUGCAGCAGAGCAUCCGGAAUGUGACAGAGGACGUGCAGAACAGCUGCUUGGCCUAUGUCACCCACGAGGACAUCUGCAGAUGCUUUGCUGGAGACACCCUCCUGGCCAUCCGGGCCCCAAUGGGCACCAGCCUGGAGGUGCCCAUCCCAGAGGGCCUAAAUGGGCAGAAGAAGUACCAGAUCCACCUGAAGAGCAUGAGUGGCCCCAUUGAGGUGUUACUGGUGAACAAGGAGGCGUGGAGCUCACCGCCUGUGGCCGUGCCUGUGCCACCCCCCGAAGAUCUGCUCCAGAGCCCGCCUGCUGUGUCCACUCCUCCGCCUUUGCCUAAGCCUGUCCUGGCCCACCCCCAGGACACCUCGCCCCCAAGCAGCCCCCAGGCAAUCACUUCUACGCCUGUCCUUGGGAGUACUGCAGCUCAGGGGGUGACUGGUGCAGCAGCUGAGGUUGCAGUGAGUGGUGACCCUGGAACUGAAAACAAGGACAGUGGCGAGCUCAGCUCCGUCCCACUGGGUCCGACAGCGCUAGACACACGGCCACUGCAGUCAUCUGCCCUGCUGGAUAGUAGUGGCAGUAGCAGUAGCAGCAGUAGCAGCUCCUCUGCACCCCACCCUUCUACCUCCUUUGAGCCCAUCAAGGCGGAUCCUACAGGCGUUCUAGAGCUCCCCAAAGAGCUGUCAGAAAUCUUCGAUCCCACCCGAGAGUGCAUGAGCUCGGAGCUGCUGGAGGAGCUGAUGUCCUCAGAAGUGUUUGCCCCUCUCCUCCGCCUUUCUCCACCCCCGGGAGACCACGAUUACAUCUACAACCUGGACGAGAGUGAAGGACUUUGUGACCUCUUUGAUGUGCCUGUUCUCAACCUCUGACUGGCAGGGACAUGCCCUGUGUGGCUGGGACUGACUGAUGAAGCUGCCCUCAUCGCACCCCACACAGCUCCAGAGCCACGGGCUCCCUCUGGUGCUGCAGUUGGGGCUCCUCACCUAUGCCAGCAGGUGGGGACCCAGGCCGCAGCCCCUCCCAUCUUGGAGCUAGUGUUCACCCCUUCUGUCCGGGCCCUUGUCCAUUAUGUGCCCUUGUGAGGCCUCCCAGAACCCGACUCAGCUGCCACCCAAUGGCACAGACCCCAGAACCUGCAGUCAUCCACCUCCACUUGUCCACUUCCUUCCCUACACCCACUGCCCUUCCUGCUCUCGCAACCCUUUGGCUCUCAGCAUCCCUUUGGCUGGCCUUUAGCCCUAGAACCUGUUGGGGUGUUGAGGUGCUGACAGGAGAACAUAGGUCUCUACAUAAGAAUCUGGGCAGGUGGGUGUCGAGCAUUGGCCAAGCCUCCCACUCUCCCAUAGCCCCUUUUUGUUUAUUCUUUUUUCCCUCAUUAGAGACAUUUACAGAGAUUUAGAAAGAUUUGCAGUUAAUGAAUGAAUUCCUAUAUAAAGAUUAUUUUUAUACUUUUUGCAGCAAAAGGAAAUUGUAAUAUUUGUACAGUGCCCAAAUAAAUAAAGACCAUGUCUAAGGCUA